AUGUCUUUGGUAAACUUGGCAAAUGUUUGCAGCCAUUUACAGAAUUGUGUGAUGGCAAAGUUACCAUUGGCUAAAAUACCCUAUACUCGACUACAUUUGCAAAUUGCGUUAGGAUUGUACAAUGAAGGAUUUAUAUCUUCCGUUCAACGUGGCUCUAUUAAUGGUCCAGACAUUAAACAGGUAGAAGUUACUCCUGACAAUGUGUCCACAAGGAGGUUGUGGCUUGGACUGAAAUACAAAGAUAAUAAGCCAGUGCUAUCACAUAUUCAUCUUAUUUCGAAACCUAAUAGAAGAGUCCAUUUGACAAAUGACGAGCUUGUUCACUUUGCUGCAGGAAAUAGAGUUAGAUUCGUGAAGCCAAUGAAACCUGAUGAGGUUGUGUUUGUGAGAGCCAGUAAUGGAGAUGUGUUGAAUCUUUACGAGGCCGUGAAAAAACAGUUAACCGGUGAGUUGCUUUGCCGAGUUUCGUUAGGUGACAAAUCAUUGACAGGGAAAAAGUACAGUAUCGCAGGCUUUGAUAUGGAUGAAACCAUCAUAACUACGCAGUCUGGUACACGUUUCGGUCAUGGUGCGUGGGAUUGGUGUAUAAAAUAUCCUGAAGUAGUUUCAAGGCUUAAGGAAUUAGAAACAAUUCAUUCGAACGAUGAUACCAUUAAAGUCAUUGCUAUAUUUACAAAUCAAGGAGCUAUUAAUAACACAAAGAGAUCAAAAAGUCUAAGUGGAUUCACGCAUAAAAUUUCCAGCAUCAUAAAGAAACUUAGCACUUUGACAUCAUUGCCAAUAGUAAUUUAUGCUGCCACCAGAGAUCCGCAGGCGAAUAAAAAUGUACUUGCUAAAAAGGCGGCUAAAAUAGCACGCAAACCAGAUAUAGGAAUGUUUCAGCAGCUUCUUAAUGAUAUAAAUGCCACAAAGGAAGAUGUUUCUUAUCAAGACAGCUUUUUUUGUGGGGACGCUGCUGGUAGACCAGGAGAUUUCAGUGAGUGUGAUAUUGGAAUAGCAAAAAAGAUUGGUGUUAAAUUUUACACUCCGGAGCAGUACUUUUUAGAUGUUAAGGAAAAAUGA
Molecule: messenger RNA, 1062 nt
Organism: Brettanomyces bruxellensis
Lineage: Eukaryota; Fungi; Ascomycota; Pichiomycetes; Pichiales; Pichiaceae
Exons: 2
Coding region: 1-1062 (353 amino acids)
Biological process (GO): DNA repair; translation
Cellular component (GO): ribosome
Molecular function (GO): polynucleotide 3'-phosphatase activity; structural constituent of ribosome; ATP-dependent polydeoxyribonucleotide 5'-hydroxyl-kinase activity
Source: RefSeq, a predicted model, not a curated record